Messenger RNA from Solenopsis invicta (red fire ant), 4269 nucleotides. RefSeq names its product E3 ubiquitin-protein ligase Su(dx) (gene Su(dx)). The transcript has 12 exons. Lineage: Eukaryota; Metazoa; Arthropoda; Insecta; Hymenoptera; Formicidae. The record is from RefSeq and is a predicted model, not a curated record. Gene Ontology annotation, molecular function: ubiquitin-protein transferase activity; protein binding. The coding region runs from base 217 to 3834 and encodes 1205 amino acids.
ACUUAACAGUCUUGCGUCUUGCCGAUAGCUAAUAUCCUUCCUCGAUCGUGGACAAGUUUGCAUGAUCCGCAGCUCGUCGUGCGAUAGCAUCUCGACGACGAGAUUACAGAAUCCUCGAUUGGAAUGUUUUGCCUCAUAUCGCAAAAGAGAGUGACUCAGUGAGAAAAUUAUGAGCUCUUCAAAGUAGUCAUCUUAAAUCGUAAUAAAUUUCUUACAAUGUCUCAUUGCGAAGAGGAUGCGACGUCUCCUGGUUUUCACCAAUUAAGCAUCACAAUUGAAGCAGCAAUACUGAGAAGUUCAACCUUUUUGAAGCCUAAUCCAUAUAUAGAGUUCUCGGUCGAUGAUAAAAGCCCUCGUAAAACAGAGAUAUCAAAGUCCACGUAUCAACCGAAAUGGAACGAGGAAUUUACUAUACUCGUUACACCGUAUUCGCAAUUGCAUUUUCGAUUACUUGAUCAUAGUACAUUUCGUAAGGAUACAUUAAUAGGAGAGAAACGGAUAAACCUGUUUCAAGUGUUAUCGCAUUACAAUGGAAAACUAGAAAAUUUAGAAUUGACGUUUGAUUUAAUGAGCGAGAGCAAGCAUGAUUCUCAACUGUGCAAAGUUGGUGAAUUGAUUACUGUAUUCGAUGGACUUAGAAUCGACACUACUAACGAAAUGCCAGUAAACGUUAACGAACCGUCUUGCCAAAUACAGUCUGAAGGUGCUACGAAUGAUACGCUUAAUAAUCGAAGUAUUCUCAAUGGUGGAGUCCGCGCACGUAUGAGACUACAUAGUUCGGAGAACCUUGUACCUUCUAUAUACCGUGGUUUGACGAAUAUCCAUCUCAAUCCUAAUUACAAUGGUGGAAACAGUCAAGCAAAUAGCAAUAAAAAUGUUGGAUUUUCUACUGCAGUUCCAACUGCAGACGGUACAUCGAGUGGCAAUGCCGUCGGUAGCAGCACUAGCAGUAGCAAUCUCUCCACAAGUAUCCUGGUGAACGGACACGCAAUUCCGAUGACAGAUAAAUCCAUGAUGUCGCCUGGAAACCGGCACGCGGAUGUUCGAACUUUAACGAGUAGAUCUGUUAAAGAGCAAUCCUCGGCGUCGACUAACUCGUCGGAUGGUCGGACGUAUACGUGGAACAAUUACAGCAAUGCGGAUCAAUCUGCCACGAUGAUGAGAUCGGAUUCGCGCGGCCCGCCGCGAUUAGAUCAAUCUCCUUCUGUGGUAUCCGCGCAACAACAAAUUUGCGCGGAUGUACGCGGGAUUCCUCGACAGGAACAUCAGUCUAUGCUUUCCGGUAUGGAUAGUUCAAGUGCUGCUCAAACGGAUGCGAAUACGUCGUCGCAUAUAGAUACAUGCGGUGCUGUUACUGGCGCUCUGCGGAUAGAACAACCGAUCGCUGUAGCUCCUUCGGACGGCCGCACGAUGACGCGUUCGGAACAAUCUACGAGCGUUCUUCUGGCAGAUGAUUUACACGAUCUGCGCGGAGCGAGGCAACUGGAUCAAGUGAAUGUUCGGCGAACGAAUACGACGAGCGAAGAUCAGCGUUCUAUGAGGCAACAGUCGGAGCAAUCCGCGAGCAUUCGUAUGAUUGAUGAUGUACGAGGGAUGAGGCAGCAAUUGGAACAAUCGUCCACGAACGUUCGUGUGGGUGAGGAUUUGCGCGCAAUGAGGCAGCAGUCUCAUCAGGAACAAUUGUCUACAAGUGUUCGCUCGCAGGAGGAUGUGCGAGUUCCUCGCUCCACAGAGCAGUCGAUGAACGCGGCGGCACCGCUUCUAGAUCUACGAGGAGGAUCAUCGCGUGGAGUUUCCCAGCAGAACGCGAGUAUUCCGCUGACGGACAGUCGUACCGUGGUUUUUCGUUCGGAACAGUCAACGGUGAUUCCUCUUACCGAUGGACGAACAAUUCCUAUUGUGGAACACACGUCCCCUGUCGCGCUGCCGGAUUCUCGUUCCAGUAUCGGUCCGCGAAUUUCACAGACCACGACUUCACUGUCUAAUCAGUCCAUCUCCGCGUCCGUGCCAGGACAACCUGUGCAACCGGGUUCUUCCGUAGUACUCACUGAAGAUAUCAAUCAUUCCGAGGAACCCCUGCCGCCCGGUUGGGAAAUGAGAUACGAUUUGUAUGGAAGAAGAUAUUAUGUCGAUCAUAAUACCCGAAGCACAUCUUGGGAGAGACCGCAGCCUUUACCUCCUGGAUGGGAAGUUCGUCGCGACCCGAGGGGUAGAAUUUAUUAUGUUGAUCAUAACACAAGGAGUACCACAUGGCAGAGGCCGAAUACAGAAAGAUUGCAACAUUUUCAACAUUGGCAAGGCGAAAGACAAUAUGUUGUUCAACAAGGCAAUCAAAGAUUUCUUUAUCCUCAGGCUCAUAGUAAUCAAGCUGCUGCUGGUCCAUCGACGUCUAUGAUUGACGAUGAUGAUGCUCUGGGACCAUUACCGGCCGGUUGGGAAAAACGGAAGCAACCGGAAGGAAGAGUUUAUUAUGUAAAUCAUAAAAACCGUACCACGCAAUGGGAAGAUCCUCGAACACAAGGCCAAGAAACUGGAAUGGACGAGCCACCGUUGCCGGACGGUUGGGAAAUACGGUUGACAGAGGAUGGAGUUCGAUAUUUUGUUGAUCACAACACUCGAACGACAACGUUUCAGGAUCCGAGACCUGGUGCGCCUAAAGGCCCGAAAGGUGUAUAUCGCGUUCCAAGAGCGUACGAAAGAUCAUUCCGAUGGAAACUGUCUCAGUUCCGAUUCUUGUGCCAGACUAAUGCAUUGCCUAAUCAUAUUAAGAUUAGCGUUAGUCGGCAGACGUUGUUUGAGGAUUCUUAUCAUCAAAUAAUGAACGCAGAGGCUUUCGCACUAAGACGACGAUUAUAUAUAAUAUUCAAAGGAGAGGAGGGUCUGGAUUAUGGAGGUGUAUCCAGGGAAUGGUUCUUCUUAUUGAGUCACGAAGUUUUAAAUCCGAUGUAUUGCUUAUUCGAGUAUGCCAACAAAAGCAAUUACAGUCUACAAAUAAAUCCAGCAUCAUACGUCAAUCCUGAUCAUUUGCAGUAUUUCAAAUUUAUAGGAAGAUUUAUUGCAAUGGCUCUUUAUCAUGGCCGAUUUAUAUAUAGUGGAUUUACGAUGCCGUUUUAUAAGCGCAUGUUGAAUAAAAAGUUAGUAAUGAAGGAUAUAGAAUCCAUCGAUCCAGAAUUCUACAAAUCCCUCGUUUGGAUAAAAGAAAAUAACAUCGAUGAAUGUGGCCUAGAAUUAUAUUAUAGUGUAGAUUUUGAAAUUCUUGGUCAGGUGAUACAUCACGAAUUGAAAGAAGGUGGUGACAAAGUUAGAGUAGGUGAAGACAAUAAGGAAGAAUACAUCAGAUUGAUGACGGAGUGGAGAAUGACGAGAGGUAUAGAAGAGCAAACGAAGGCAUUUUUGGAAGGUUUCAAUUCGGUCGUACCGCUCGAAUGGCUCAAGUAUUUCGAUGAACGUGAAUUGGAACUUAUGCUUUGUGGUAUGCAAGAGAUAGACGUUGAAGAUUGGCAGCGCAAUACUAUAUAUAGACACUAUACUCGUAGUAGCAAACAGAUCCUAUGGUUUUGGCAGUUUGUGACAAGAACGGAUAGCGAAAAGAGAGCUAGAUUACUGCAAUUUGUAACGGGUACUUGCCGUGUACCUGUAGGUGGAUUUGCUGAAUUGAUGGGAAGCAACGGGCCACAAAGAUUUUGUAUAGAGAAAUUUGGAAAGGAUACCUGGUUACCAAGAUCACAUACCUGUUUCAAUAGAUUAGAUUUACCACCUUAUAAAAGUUACGACCAAUUAGUAGAGAAGCUGAAUUAUGCAAUUGAAGAAACGGAAGGCUUUGGCCAAGAAUAAUUGUGAAUAUAUUAAUUAAUGAUUAAUGUGGUAGGUACGCUACAUUCUGUGUAUGAUUAGUGGAUGCGAACAAAAUUUAACGUAGUAGUAUCGUAAACCGACGACAAAUGAUUAUUCCAUGCUACAUUCAAAAUCUGUUUGGAGAAAAUCUGUUUGGAGCAGUUAUAGUAAUAAAUUGUAAAAGUUGCAAAUAAUUGAAGAUGUGUAUAGACAUAUUGUUCCAAAAUAUUUGUAUGAAAUGUCGUAAAUUAUAUGCAAAUGUAAUAAUAUUAUUCUAUUAUAAUUUAUUUCAACAUAUUUCGUAUUUUAUCGACAUUUUUAACUUAACCUUAAGCAUUAAAUAGAACGUUAAUAGAACAUGAAGUUUAUAAUAAAACUAACAAUAAUAUAAAUAUGUGUUAGAAACUAAAUAAAAUAUACAAUUUAAUAUUUCUU